AUGGAGCAGGCGUUUGGAGCUGCGUAUGAUCCAGCCGUGAGCAAGCGCAGCCGCCCCGGGCAUCCUCCACCCCAGGGAGAACCGGAGGGGCCUGUGCUAUACAAGCAGAAGAAGGAACUGGAGAACAGAUUGGCCUCUAUGAAAACCUUUGUGGAGAGUGGGCAAGCAGAUGACGAUCAGAUGCGAGAAUUUUACCUCCUGCAAAUCCAAAAAUGGAUCAGCAUCAGCCUUGAGGAAAUAGAGAGUAUUGACCAAGAAAUGGUCAUUUUAAAGAGCAGAGCUACAAUAAAACAGUCUUCAGCACCACCACAUGGUACUUCCCGGCAAGUCAGGACUCCAUUGAAACCUUUCAUUCUCACCCGGGAUGCUGCUCAGGCUAAAGUGUUUGGUGCUGGAUACCCUGGUGUGCCAACGAUGACAGUGGAUGACUGGUACGAGCAGCGCCGGAGGCAAGGGGUCAUGCCUGGCCAGAGCGUCCCACAGAGAACACCAGCAGGUGUAAAUGAUGAAGAACUGCAGAAGAAGCAGCAGGAGAAAAAAGAGGAAGAGGAUGAUGAGGAAGCUCUUCAAAAAGCUCGGAACUGGGAUGAUUGGAAAGACACACACCCAAAAGGCUAUGGCAAUAGGCAGAAUAUGGGUUGACGCUCCAGCUGCAGGAAAACUAGGGCUUGGAAAUCCUGCAAGAAUGCCUGUGUCCCAGAGAUACAGGAGUAAAUACACUGUACAUACGCAGA
Molecule: messenger RNA, 734 nt
Organism: Tinamus guttatus (white-throated tinamou)
Lineage: Eukaryota; Metazoa; Chordata; Aves; Tinamiformes; Tinamidae
Source: RefSeq, a predicted model, not a curated record